CAUUUUGAUGUUGUCGAUUAAUUUCAGACACAAGUAUCUCGCGCCUCGAAACCCUCGAUAAAAUUAUCGAAAGUCCUUCUGGCCAAAAAAAAAAAAAAAAAUCCUCUAAACAAUCUGUUGUGAAAGUUUCUUUGUUUAAGUUUUCAGUUUUCCCUCUGAUUGUCUCUCGCUUUCUUUUGUAAUUUCUCUUUUUUCAAUUUUCCCGUUAUCCGAACAACCUCCUUUAUCUGUUUUUUCGUCUCUUUGCUGCUCUGAGAAAUGGAGAUGGUUAUGGAGGAUUGGCGCUCGAGCAGCUCGCAUUCUAUUCACUCCAUGGCUUUCGAGGCUUUAUCUGCCACUGUUCGAACACGACGGUUUGUUAAGAAUGCAAUACCUAGUACUCCACGAAUAUCUGUAGUUGGAAAUUGUUAAAGUGUUUUUCUAGUUUUAGUGAUUUUUUUCUUUUUUGGAAAUUCGUUGCUUUGACUUUUUGACUAUUUCUUUGCUUUAAACCUGGAAUUUUGAAGAAUUGAAGUAGCGAUAUCUAGGGUUUUUUCAUGAAAUUCUCUGAGAAUUUAGAAGUUUAUUUUUGAAAGAAUCGGUGAAUUGAAUUUUUAGGUACUUGUGGAAUUAGCGCUCCUUUGGCUAGGGUUUCAUGUGGAAUUGCUGAAAAUGCUUAACCUUUCAAGUGUGGAAGAAGUUGAAGAAGCAUGCUAAUUUGAAGGUUAUGGCUUUGAAUGAUGUUUGACCUUCAAAUGAAGUUGUUGUGAAAUUUGUUUCUGUUAGGGCUUUUACGUUUUUGUAAAAUGUUAUAAAGGUAAAAUAAACAAACUGAAUUUGAAUUUACACUAGGUGGAAUUGUGGAUUACUAGGGUUUGGAUUUUAAUCAUAUUGUUUUCGUGGGAAAAUUUGAAUGGCGGAAAGGAGGGAGUUAGGAUUUCCAAGGACAAGUGCUUGUAGUCUAAAGGAACAGUUAGCAAGAACUACUCUUAACAAUGUAAGAUCGCAAGGGCAUACUUUUAUAGAGCUUCGUGAGGAUAGGAAGCGAUUCAUAUUCUUCUGCACUUUGUGUCUUGCACCAUGUUAUAGUGAUUCAGUGUUAUUUGAUCAUCUGAAGGGUAGCCUUCACACAGAGAGGUUAGUGGCUGCUAAGGUUACAUUGCUAGGAACUAAUCCAUGGCCUUUCAAUGAUGGUGUUCUGUUCUUUAGUAAGUCGAAUGAAAAAGAGAAACAGUUGGUUGCUGUAAAUGGUAACGAAAAUAGGUUGCUGGAGUUUGAAAACAAUGAUAAGAACCUUGCUGUUGUGGAAUAUGUUGGCAAUCAAGUUAGUUCCUAUAACAAGAAUGUGAAUGGUGGAGCAGGGGAUUCUGGUUUGGUGAUUCCAGGGGUGCUAAUCAAGGAUGAAGUUUCUGACUUGAAAGUGAAUUUUACUGGUUUUGGGAAAAUUUCAGCCAGGUUCUCUGAGAAGGAUGGAGUCUCAAAUGAGAUUAGAAGAAUAUGGUGUGAAUGGUUGGGGAAAGAGGCUCCAAGAAAUGAUGAUAAGUUGAAGGUUCCUAAGCAUGACUUUGCUGUUGUCACUUUUGUUUAUAAUUGCGAUCUAGGCAGAAAGGGAUUGCUUGAUGAUGUCAAAUCACUAUUAACAUAUGGUUCUCCCAUGGAAUUGGAUAAUGGUGAAGCUGCUAGUAAGAAAAGGAAGAAGUCAUCUUCUGACCCAGAGGAUACAAGUGAAUCUUUGAGUAAUCAGUAUGAUUCAUCUGGAGAAUACUCUUCAGCUUCAAAUAGUGCUUCUUCAAGACUGGAAUUAGAUCGAUAUGAUGAUCAGCUUAUGCUCACAAGAUUUAUAUCAAGUAAGGCUCUAAGGCGAGAGUUGAGGCAGCAACAAAGGAUAGCUGCUGAAAGAAUGUGUGAUAUUUGUCAGCAAAAGAUGCUUCCUGAGAAAGAUGUUGCAACACUCAUGAACUUGAGUACUGGACAACUUGCUUGCAGUAGCAGAAAUGUUAAUGGGGCAUUCCAUGUAUUUCACACUUCAUGCCUUAUACAUUGGAUACUUCUUUGUGACCUUGAGAGCAUUGAGAACCAUUCAGUUAAUCCAAAAGUAAAACGAAGAUCUUGGAGAAAAAAUGGAGUCAAAUGCAAUGAGAGGGGGAAGGAUGGAGAGACUAAGGCUACAGGGACCCUGAUUUCUUCUGUAUUCUGCCCAGAGUGCCAAGGUACUGGUAUUGAGGUUGAGGGAGAUGAGCUGGAGAAGCCUGAUGUCUCUCUUUCUCAGAUGUUUAGAUAUAAGAUAAAAGUAAGUGAUGCUCAUAGAGCAUGGAUGAAAAACCCUGAAAUGUUGGAGAAUUGUUCAACAGGUUUUCAUUUUUCUUAUCAAUCCGGAGAGAUGGUUCAGGAGAAAGUAUCGCCCCUAAAAUUGCUGCAUUUCUACAGUGCUGACAAGAGUGAGUCAGGCACAAGUAUCCUUGGAUGAAUUCUCCAGUUGACCUUAUCUUUGAUGUAAGCAUGUAGGUUGUAGUGUUAGCAAAUAUUUUUAAUCUGUUAUACAUAUAUAGGUAAGGCCAUGGUCGACAUGAAAACCAUGAAUAGCACUUCUGGAAUAGGAUAUUUAUCUUCCCUUCUGUGUUGUAUAUUGCUAACACCUGUCUGCAUUGUAAAUGAACAGGCAGUCAGUGACUUAAUGCUAUAUUGACAUUUUG
Durio zibethinus is the source of this 2672-nucleotide messenger RNA. RefSeq lists its product as uncharacterized. The record is from RefSeq and is a predicted model, not a curated record. NCBI's taxonomy places the organism in Eukaryota, Viridiplantae, Streptophyta, Magnoliopsida, Malvales, Malvaceae.